UAGACAGUGUGAUCAAUGAUUUUAUUUUUAGUGCGGCUCGCGCAUGAUAAUUGCCUCAACCUUCUCUCUAACUAUCUCGUUGUACUACUGCUCAUCUAGUGUAAAAAAAACAAUGGGUGUCGAAAGAAAAGUUAUUAAAGAAGGAGACGGUAGCAAACCAAAAACUGGUCAAAGAGUAAAAGUUCAUUACACAGGUACACUUACUGAUGGGAAAAAAUUCGACUCAUCUCGUGAUCGUGGUAAACCAUUUGAAUUUACUUUAGGUAAAGGUGAGGUAAUUAAAGGUUGGGACGAAGGUGUAGCUCAAAUGUCAAAAGGUGAACGAGCAACGUUAACGUGUUCUCCUGAUUAUGCCUAUGGUGCCAGUGGUCAUCCUCCUGUUAUUCCUAAACAGGCUACUCUUAUAUUUGACGUUGAGCUGAUUAGUUUUCACUAAUAAUACUCGUGUAAAUAGUAUAUGAUGUUAAUAAACUCCUGAGUUCUUAAAA
Molecule: messenger RNA, 488 nt
Organism: Hydra vulgaris (swiftwater hydra)
Lineage: Eukaryota; Metazoa; Cnidaria; Hydrozoa; Anthoathecata; Hydridae
Product: peptidyl-prolyl cis-trans isomerase Fkbp12
Biological process (GO): protein peptidyl-prolyl isomerization
Cellular component (GO): cytoplasm
Molecular function (GO): peptidyl-prolyl cis-trans isomerase activity
Source: RefSeq, a predicted model, not a curated record